CCCCCAGCGCACAACCACAACUCCCACGCGCCCGUCAAGGAGUUCCUCGACGACGCCGCGCUGCACGAGUGGCACGACUUCCCCCCAACGUACAUGGACGCCGACUUCCGGCUGACGCCCGACAAAGUGAUCUUCGGCGAGGUGUUCCCCGCAGACUGGGACGCAGCUACAGUCGCGAGCCACCCGGGGCUCAUGUUCGCGCACGUCGCAUGCAUGGUCAUCGCGUACUUUGUGCUUCUGCCCAUCGGCCUCGCCCUCCGUGCAGCGGGGCACCCCGCGCACUUCAUCGUGAGCGGGGCGUCGUUGGCUGUCGCUGCGCUCGGGUGGUUCGCGGGCGUCGCGUACAAGGCUGCGAUGCCUGAUCUCUAUCCCGGUGCCAAGCACGGGGGGAUCGGGAAUAUCCUGCUCCUCACCCAAAUUACGUUGACUGUCGUCGACUCGCUCGCGCUUAUCAAGCGCUGCGUGGCGUUCUCGCGCUCCGGCAGCCGUCGAGGUUGGAAGCUAUUCCUCCACGAUGCCCUCCGCAUCUCGGAUGGCGGACCCACCGUUGCGAACAGGUACGAGAUGGUCGGAGUGCAUGACGAAGAGGACGACGGCGACGUCACCCGCUGGCGUGCAAUAUUCGUGGUCGGCGACGAGGACGAUUCGCGGCCCCCUUCGCCCCCUUCUUUGCCGUCGCGCCAGAGCACAGGCUCCGAGGGCACGCUGCACGAGUCGCCGACGUCGUCACGCCAGUCGCACCAUAUGUUUGAGCUGGACGGCGGGCGGUUGCGCAAGAUGGGCACGAUGCCCUCCCGCGGCGCCUUUGACCAGGAGCACACUCCCGCGUGGACGAUCGCCCCCGACAGCGCACCGGAGCAGGUGUCGCGGCGCGCGAGCGCCACGCGUGCUGUUCAAAUCGUGCUCACCUGGAUCCGGCGAACGCAGGUUGUGCUCGCAUACGUCGCGGUGUGCACCGGCAUCCCUGUGUACGUCGGCAUGUGUCGCGCCGGCUUCAUCAACACGUGCGCGGCGCAUAUAAUCAAGGGUUCCAUCUUCUUUGGGUACGGUGUGCUCACAUUUGCCCGUUACCUCGGCGCAUACGCCGACCUUGGUUGGGCGUGGAACCGCAAGCCGGCCGGCUCUCGCGCUGUCUCUGCUGAGAUGGUCGAGUGCGCCGUGAUCUUUACUUACGGCGCGACCAACACGUGGAUGGAGCGCUUUGGGUCCAAGGCCGGCGACCCGUACACUGUCAAGCAGGUGCAGCACAUCAGCAUUGCAGUAAUGUUUGCGUUUGGCGGCCUUGCGGGUUGUCUCCUCGAGAGCGUUAGGGUGCGCAAGCUCCUCGGCUCGGUGAUCAGUACGAACAGCGACAACGGGCGCGUGCAAGAGCCGCCGACGUACGCGUUCUCCUUCAACCCGUUCCCGGCUCUCGUGAUCGCCAUCACGGGCCUCGCGAUGGCCGCGCACCACCAGGACUACGUGUUCCAGGUGCAGAUUCACUCGCUGUGGGGCAUUCUACUCGCUGGCGGCUCGCUCUUCCGCUUCCUCACGUACUGCUACCUGUGGCUGCGGCCACCGACCGACUCGAUGCUCCCGUCGCGCCCCCCCACAGAGGUGCUCACCAGCUUUGGCUGGGCGGCCGGCGGCAUCGUCUUCAUGCUCAGCGACGAGGAGGUAGCGUUCGCCGCGAUGCGCUCGGGCUUCGACGACGUCAUGGCGUUCCUCAACUUCACGGUCGCGCUUACGUGCCUCGUCUUUUGCUGGAUUGUUGUUGUCAUGGCUGUCAAGGGCUUUUCGCUGGUGCGGAUGAAGCGC
Cutaneotrichosporon oleaginosum is the source of this 1797-nucleotide messenger RNA. RefSeq lists its product as uncharacterized. The record is from RefSeq and is a predicted model, not a curated record. NCBI's taxonomy places the organism in Eukaryota, Fungi, Basidiomycota, Tremellomycetes, Trichosporonales, Trichosporonaceae.